This is a messenger RNA of Penicillium chermesinum, 3450 nucleotides long. Its product is annotated as ATP-dependent 3'-5' DNA helicase. The record is from RefSeq and is a predicted model, not a curated record. Gene Ontology annotation, molecular function: ATP binding; nucleic acid binding. The transcript has 3 exons. Bases 1 to 3450 code for a protein of 1149 amino acids. Lineage: Eukaryota; Fungi; Ascomycota; Eurotiomycetes; Eurotiales; Aspergillaceae.
AUGACACAGCCCCUGUCGAUUGAACCCGACAACGCGCUAAAGCGGAAGAGGGGUCACGACGUGGAUGAUCAAGAUGUGAACUUGACAGAUCAGCCCGCGAACGCGCCUGGGAAGCCCGACACAGCUUUUGAGGUCGGCUCACACCGAAGCGCGAACUUGACUGCAUCUGACACAGAAAAUGCCAAGGACAAUCCAAAAAGGGGCCAUCAGCCAAAAAAGACCACGGCCACAAGUUCUAAGCCUACAGCGCCUAAGAAGAGGACGCCGGUCGCCCCGUGGCCUGAUGAUUUUAAGCGCCUGUCACAGACUCACCGCGCGCUGAAUCUCGUGUAUACGUUUUGCUGCACGCGAAAGCACUUCGCCACCACUUUUGACAAUAUUAAGAAAGCUGUCCAAGCGCAGCUUGGCCAGGGCCAGGAAUUAACGGUUGAAGAUAUUGCGAGAGUACGAGUGCUUGUGCCACAGGCGAUUCGGUUCGAGUAUGUCGAUGAGGCUAAGCUGGAAGUGAUGACGGUCGGAGACAAAGAUAUUGCCGAUUAUGGAAGAAACCAAAGGAGACAGACUUGGACGGCGGAAACCAUGGAGGAUCCUAAUGCAAAUCAACCCGGAAACCUCGAGGUCUCGAAAGACAUCUUGUUCUUUGAGUUUGUGGACGGCGACCUCAAAAGAGAGGUAUCACACCCUAAAACUGGAGAGCCUUCAAAGCCGUUCCGCCGUAUGAAGGACGAAGACUUGAAGAUGCCAGUGUACAGCCAAAAACAAAUGCUGAAACUCAUCGAAAAACGCAAUACGAAAUUUUCUGAGGCUAUUGACGCCUUCUUGGUUCGCUGUGAAGAUGAAAUGAUUGAUCCGGCUCUAUUGCUAGACCAAGAGAAGAAUACAUUUAUACCGACGCCUCCCGGUAGCAGUGUCAACACGCCAGCCAAUGCCGCAAAGCCUCCUCCAUCAAUCCCAAAGGAGCGCAAGUCCAUUGCUGAGAUCAUAGCUGAAAUACGCGAGAUGGAAUGGUACCAUGCCCAGAUUGUCCCGGAAGGACACCGAGUAUUCGAAGCCCAGAACCCUGUUUAUGGAGACUUGACGUUCCAGCUAUCACAAAACCUUGUCAACGCCCUGUACAACACAAAAGGAAUCACGCAGCUCUAUUCUCACCAAGCUCAGGCAAUAAACCAUCUAUAUGAUGGUCAUGACGUGAUCAUCUCAACUUCCACAAGCUCUGGCAAGUCGCUCAUCUACCAGAUCCCAAUGCUUCAUGAGCUUGAGCAAGAUCCGGACAGCAGAGGAAUACGAAGUAUGCUGGAACUCCUACAGUAUAUGAAUGGCCUGGAGAGCACUAUGGUAGAGACAUUCGACGGCGAUACGGCGAUGGGAAGUCGCAACCUCAUUCGUGAUGAAGCACGCAUUAUAUUCACCAACCCAGACAUGCUUCACAUCACGAUCCUGCCCCAGGAGAGUGCCUGGCGGACAUUUUUGAAGAACCUCAAGUUUGUGGUUGUAGAUGAGCUGCAUGUCUACAAUGGCUUGUUUGGGUCUCACGUCGCUUUCAUCAUGCGCCGACUCCGUCGUAUCUGCGCAGCUGUUGGUAAUCGGCAUGUGAAAUUCAUAUCUUGCUCUGCCACAGUUGCAAAUCCUGAAGAGCAUAUGAAAUCCGUUUUCGGCAUACAAAAUGUGAAGUUAGUGGACUUCGACGGCUCUCCGUCCGGCCGUAAAGAGUUCAUCUGCUGGAACACCCCUUUCAAAGACCCAGCAGAUCCGACCUCUGGGCGCGGAGAUACGGUCUCUGAAACUGCACGUCUUUUCUGCCAAUUGCUGCUUCGGAGUGUGAGGGUCAUAGCAUUUUGCCGGAUCAGAAAGCUGUGUGAAGUCCUCCUCCAGGCAGUGCGUACCGAAUUCCAGGCCCUCGAACGACCAGAAGUUGGUAAGAUGGUCAUGGGAUACCGCGGCGGGUAUAGCCCUCAAGACCGCCGUCAAAUCGAGAAAGAGAUGUUUGAAGGCAAGCUAAUGGGCAUUGUCGCAACCAACGCCCUAGAACUCGGCGUUGAUAUUGGAUCAUUGGAUGCCGUUGUUACUCUGGGCUUCCCAUACUCAAUCUCCAACUUACGCCAACAAAGCGGUCGUGCUGGACGACGCAACAAGGACUCACUCUCAGUCCUUGUAGGAGACCGAUAUCCAACAGACCAACACUACAUGCAGAAUCCAGACGAGAUCUUCACACGCCCCAAUUGUGCUCUACAGAUUGACUUGGACAAUGAGCUCAUCCUAGAAGGCCACAUCCAAUGCGCAGCAUUCGAAAUGCCCAUCCGCCCAGACGAAGAUCACAUCUACUUCGGCGAGAGGCUUUUCACCAUCACCGCAACCCGCCUUAUUAAAGACAGCAUGGGCUUCUACCACUGCCACGGACGCUUUCGCCCUCAGCCAUCCCGCUGCGUCUCCAUCCGUGACACAGAAGACCACCACUUCGCCGUGAUCGACACAACCAACAACCGCAACGUCGUCCUCGAAGAAGUAGAGGCCUCCCGCGCCUUCUUUACCAUCUAUGAAGGCGGCAUCUUCCUUCACCAAGGCCAAACCUACCUGGUCCAAGAACUCAACCCUGAGAAAUACUUUGCCCGGGUCCUCCGCGUCCACGUCGACUGGAACACGAUGCAGCGUGACUUCACCGACAUCGACCCGAUCGAGACGGAAGCAAUGCGCCCGGUUAGCACCGAGCCGAAUCCCUGCUGCGCCUUCUUCGGUGCCGUCCAAAUCCACGCAGUCGUCUACGGAUUCUUCAAAGUCGACAAGCGCGGCCGCGUCCUCGAUGCUGUACAGGUCGACAACCCGCCGAUCGAAAUUCUGACCAAGGCAUGUGGCUCGACGCUCAACAUUGCCGCCGCCAUCCACGCCGCCGAGCAUGCCGUGCUCUCUCUCCUUCCUUCCUUCGUGAUCUCCUCGCCCGGCGACGUCCGCACAGAGUGCAAGGUCGCGAAGAAAGAACUCGGCCGCUCGUUGCGCCGCGCGAACGAUUCCGGCAAGGACCUGGAGAGAGUCCUCCAGCCACCGUCGCGGCAGCGGCCGGCGCGACUGACGUUCUACGAUGCGAAGGGCGGAGCGUGUGGCUCCGGCAUCGCGAGCAAGGCGUUCGAGUUCAUCGGGCUGUUGCUUCGGCGGGCGGUGGCGCGGAUCGAGGCGUGUUCGUGUCUUGCGCCGCAGGGAUGUGUCGAGUGCGUGUGUGACGAGCGGUGUAAGGAGAUGAAUGUUGUUAUGAGUAAGGCCGGCGCUGGGGUGAUUCUGCGAUGUCUGCUUGGUUGGGAGGUAGACGUCGAUGCUUUACCGUGGGGCGAAGACGUCGAGGGGAAUGAGUAUGGAGUUGGUGGCGCUGGGGAAUUGGCCGGUGGGUUGGAGACGGUUAUCAGGGCUGGAGAAGUGCCCUGGAAGGCUGGCUGUAACCCGGAUGAGAGGUCGAGAACUUAG